UUCUGGAAGCGGAGCGGCGCGAAGGUGCCGGGCAGUAUUCAACAUGUAUAUGGAGCUCAGCAUCCGCCUUUUGAUCCAUUAUUGCAUGGAACCUUGAUAAAACCAGGUUCAAAGCCACCUACAACUCCAGUGAAACUAAAGAAAGUCAGCACCUUUCAAGAAUUUGAAAGUAACACAAGUGAUGCUUGGGAUCUUGGGGAUGAUGAUGACGAACUCUUAGCAAUUGCUGCUGAAAACUUAAAUACAGAAGUGGUCAUGGAAACGGCUCACAAAGUAAUUCAGAAUCACAGCAAGCUACAAGAACAGCAUAAAUUUCAGGAAGAACAUCUACAGGAAGAAAAACAAGUAGAAUCUGCAGAGAUGACUUCAAUUGCAUGUGGUGAUAAUAGGCUUGUUAAAUCAGUCAGUGAAGGUCAUACAUCGAGUUCAUCAGAUAAUGCUAGUGAAAAUUCUUCCAUGCAGAGAUCACAGUCCCUUCCACAAACUUCCACACCUCCCUUGGUGAGUGGAAUGGCAGACUAUAAUACCUCAGUUACUCCUGCAUUAACUGAAAGAGAGGCAUCCCGAUUAGACAAAUUUAAGCAGCUACUUGCUGGCCCCAAUACAGAUCUUGAAGAAUUACGGAAAUUGAGUUGGUCUGGCAUUCCCAAACCGGUUCGUCCAAGUGCAUGGAAGCUUCUUUCAGGAUAUCUUCCUGCAAAUGUGGACCGAAGAGAAAGCACUUUAAAAAGAAAACGCAAAGAGUAUUUUGCAUUUGUUGAACAAUACUAUGAUUCCAGAAAUGAUGAAAAUCACCAAGAUACCUAUAGACAGAUCCAUAUAGAUAUUCCACGCAUGAGUCCUGAAGUUUUAAGACUUCAGCCCAAAGUAACAGAGAUCUUUGAAAGAAUUUUGUUUAUCUGGGCAAUACGUCAUCCAGCCAGUGGAUAUGUUCAGGGCAUAAAUGAUCUUGUCACUCCUUUUUUUGUAGUCUUCGUUUGUGAAUAUAUAGAAGAAGAAGAAGUGGAAAAUUUUGAUGUUUCCAGUCUGCCUGAAGAAGUGCUGCAGAACAUAGAAGCUGACAGUUACUGGUGCAUGAGCAAGUUGCUUGACGGCAUUCAGGAUAACUACACGUUUGCACAGCCAGGAAUUCAGAAGAAAGUGAAAAUGUUGGAAGAACUCGUUAGUCGGAUUGAUGAACAAGUUCAUAGGCACUUGGAUCAACAUGAAGUGAAAUACUUGCAAUUUGCUUUCCGCUGGAUGAAUAACUUGCUGAUGAGAGAAGUCCCUUUACGCUGUACCAUCAGGUUAUGGGACACAUAUCAAUCUGAACCAGAGGGUUUUUCUCACUUCCACUUGUACGUCUGUGCUGCCUUCCUUGUCAGGUGGAGGAAAGAGAUCCUGGAAGAGAAAGAUUUUCAAGAAUUGCUGAUAUUUUUACAAAAUUUGCCCACAGUACACUGGGGAAAUGAAGAAGUUAGUGUACUCCUAGCAGAGGCCUACAGACUGAAGUUUGCAUUUGCGGAUGCCCCCAAUCAUUACAAGAAAUGA
Charadrius vociferus (killdeer) is the source of this 1530-nucleotide messenger RNA. It is a transcript of the gene TBC1D22A, whose product is annotated as TBC1 domain family, member 22A. The annotation marks the transcript as partial. The transcript is spliced from 13 exons. Lineage: Eukaryota; Metazoa; Chordata; Aves; Charadriiformes; Charadriidae. Gene Ontology annotation, molecular function: GTPase activator activity. Gene Ontology annotation, biological process: activation of GTPase activity. The record is from RefSeq and is a predicted model, not a curated record.